Molecule: messenger RNA, 1085 nt
Organism: Salvelinus fontinalis (brook trout)
Lineage: Eukaryota; Metazoa; Chordata; Actinopteri; Salmoniformes; Salmonidae
Product: immunoglobulin lambda-1 light chain-like
Exons: 3
Source: RefSeq, a predicted model, not a curated record
AGUAAGCUGCUCUUUAUAGGAGGCAUUGGGAGUUUCAGAGCUGCAUUGAAGUGAAGACAGAAGUGUGUGAAGACAUCUUUCUCUGAUAUCACCUCUGCUUCCAACAGAAGAGAUCACCAUGUUCCUUUCUACUGCUUCUAUUACAGCUCUGCUACUCACUCUGUCUGGUAUGGAAGCUCUCGUACUGACCCAGGAAAAGUCCCUCUCUGUGAACCUGGGAGAUAAUUUGAAAAUAUCCUGUGUUGUUAGUGAUAGCUCUCAGACCUGGAGAAUUUCAUGGUACCGACAGAAGGCUGGAGGUGGCCCAAGUUUUUUGCUUGCUGACACCACAAGAGCAGCUGGGCUUCCUAACAGGUUCACAUAUUCUGAACCUGGAUCUGGCUAUACUGAGUAUCUACACAUCAAUGAAAUCACGGCUGAGGAUGAGGCAGUGUAUAUCUGUGCUUGUGUUGGUGGCUGUGGCGCCAGUGUAUAACACAGUGAUGCAGUUCAAUAGACUGCUCCCCGUCCUCCAUCACCCCCUUCUCUGGUCCUGAUGGCCCCAGCCCAGGCCCCUCUCUCCGGGGACAAGACCACCCUGGUGUGCCUGGCACAGGGCUUCCACCCUGACGGUGCCUCCCUGUCCUGGUCUGAUGACGGUGGCUCUCUGACGGGUGCUGAGAUCCAGAAGGGCGAGUCUCAGCGCCAGGCUGACGGCACGUACACCCUGAGCAGCCUCCUUAGUCUGCCCUCGACACGCUGGAGCUCCGGACAGACCUUCACUUGUCACCUGAGCCACUCAGCACUGACCAACCCACUGAGCAGGAGUGUGAACAACGGGCAAUGUUCAAUGUUCGGUUAGUUUUGCAUUUCCCCCCCCCCCCCCCAGCAGCAGUGUUCACCCAGAUAGAAGGACUGCUAGUGUGCUUCACAUAGUUUAAUAGAUUGGCAACUUGCUUUACAAGUCAUUGAAGUUUAGUUUUUUUCAUGAUGUUUCUUUUUGUGAAUAGGGACAUCUGAUGAUGAAUGCUGUAUUGCUUGUGAAGUAAUCUGAGGAAUUUCUGCAUAUUGAUGUGAUGAGUUGAAUAAAGCAUUUCAUGAUAUGA